Molecule: messenger RNA, 1291 nt
Organism: Rhodamnia argentea
Lineage: Eukaryota; Viridiplantae; Streptophyta; Magnoliopsida; Myrtales; Myrtaceae
Product: E3 ubiquitin-protein ligase SINA-like 10
Exons: 2
Coding region: 33-1103 (356 amino acids)
Molecular function (GO): zinc ion binding
Source: RefSeq, a predicted model, not a curated record
ACAAAUUGGAAGGGAAAUACAGCAGGACGGUAAUGGCGAAAUUCUCGGUGGACGGAGAAGACGAUGACGAUGUACCCAGCACCAGCAGCUCCGGGCUUGGCAAGAGGCGCCGCUUUCCUUCUUCUAGCCAUCAAUCGGAACAAGAAGAUGGUAGCCGACGCCGACGCCGACGCCGACCCGCUAAAGAAGAAGAGGAAGACCGAGAUUCAGACAUCGAUCGGAGAGACGAAUCGAACCCAAGCGAAGAAGAAUUGGAAGAACAGGAUCGGGGCCGAUCGGUGCAUGCGAGAUGGUACGGUGACGAGUACUCGUACGGUCGUAGUUGGUCCCCUGACUCCCCUCCAUAUGGCCGGACGGUUGGGUCUUUGGAGGUCACUCUCACGGACCCGGAUGUGUUCGACUGCGCCGUCUGUCUGGAGCCCUUGAUGAGCCCUGUUUUUCAGUGUGAUAAUGGGCACAUAGCUUGCUCUUCCUGCUGCGAAAAGAUCAGCAACAAAUGCCCAUCCUGCUCUAUGCCUAUCGGCUACAACAGAUGCCGCGCCAUCGAGAAGGUCCUGGAGUCUGUCCAGAUGGCUUGUCGAAAUGCGAAAUUUGGCUGCAAUCUGAAGUUUGGUUACCACAUGAAAAGUGACCACGAGAAGACGUGUCCGUUCGCUCCUUGUUCGUGUCCCUUCUCAAGUUGUAACUACAUUGGCUCGUUUAGGAUGUUAGUGAAGCACUUCAGCACCAAGCAUGGGGCGUCUCCGUCAUCCUUCCGUUUCAACUUCAGCACCUCUCUCUUGAUAAACGUCGAGACGGAGGUCCGUCUGCUUAAAGAAGAGAGAGAAGAUGUUCUCUUUGUCUUGAAAAACGAAAUGGUGGACCUGGGCAGCAAGAUUAAGAUCUGUUGCAUCGGCCCCUUGCCAAAGGCAGCUUAUUCGUAUGACAUAGUCGCAAAUUCUCGAGAAAGCUCUCUCAAGCUUCACACUUGCACGAAGAGCGUUUCAGACUUUGAAUGUAACCCUAAUCUGGAGCCAUACCUUUUGGUGCCAAGAGAGUUCUUUGAUGAUUUCUUGGGCCUCAAGUUUGAAGUGUGUAUAUGGCGCAGCAGAGCUAUAGCUUAAUGCUGUUGAUAUUUUCUUUUUCGUUCUUCCCAUUUUUAUUUUUUAUUUUCUGCCAAAUAUGCUGUUGAUUCAUCAGUAGGAACUUUCGCGGUAAAUAAUCAAUUGAAUUAGUUUUGUGAACAGGCGUGCUCUCCUCUUUGUCCUACAAGUGAAAAAUACUCGGACAUCAUCUUAUGAACCUUACAAAA